AUGCCUCGCAACGCAAUAAAACAAGAAGCUGAGUUUCCUCAUUAUUUAGGAAGGGGUGUGCAGUUGGAUAUAGGAAGCAACAUAUCAAAUGUUUACAAAUUGAAAAGCUUAGAAUCCCUUCUCAAGGACAAUAACACCACCAAUAGCAACAGUAGUAAUGUAAAAGAGAGCUGGAAAAUUAGUAAUGGCUCAUUUAUAUCGCCGAGCAGCAAAAAACCAAGAAUUAAAACAUUGGUCCCUGAAAUUUAUUUAAAUCUUUCUAAGGAUGAUCGUAUAAGUACUGAUGAACAAAGUGAAGAUAUUGUUGAUUAUGAAAGUGACCAAAAACUUGACUCGACAUUUUCAUUUAUGUACACCUGGGAUGGCGAUUCAACAAGGGGUAAAGUUCAUUCAAAGGUCCCAAAUGUUAAGAGGAAGAUGAUGACGUUUGAUGGUUCCCCAGAGAAAACGACAGCGUAUGCUGAAUAUAAUCCAUUACUUCAUGAUCCACAUCUGAGGUCAGAAAUAUUAGAAGCGGAAAAAUCUGUGCCAGAGUUCAACUUGGAACUUGAUAGCAAUUAUUUCACAAGGGGAUAUAUACAGACAACGAGUGAUUUGCGUUUGUCUAGAAAUCCAAGAGAGCUAGUAUGUUAUAGAUCGACGCAGAAUACCUCAGGCUUGGUAAUAAAAGAGUUGGCAUCUGGUUUGGAAAAUAGGGUGUUUUUCAGUUCUGAUAUAAAGAAAAUUGCAAUAGCACCCAUAUGCAAGAUAACCAUGAGCUACUCCGAUAUAAUAACAGUUGUUUUGGAGACAGGUAUCGUUUUGUUUUUAAGAAUAGUUAAAAUAGCCAAGGGCUUUUUAGAUGUGAUCCAAUCCGUGCCUUUGCUACCGGUGGCUUUUCAAGACAAUCCAUUCGUGGAUGUUUCAUUUAAUCCGUGGGAUAAGACACAAUUUGCGCUUGUAGAUUCUAUAGGCAAUUGGGUAUGUGGGAAAAUAAAGACAACGCCAAGCAACGAAUUGCUAGUGCAUCUAUCAAACAACAACCUCGGUACUAUCUUUGAUCCUGAAGAACUUGAUUAUACAUGGAGAAGAAUAUUAUGGGGUGGUAACUUUAAUUCUUUAUUAGUUAUGGAUAGAUCAAAGAUUGUUUCUGUUCAGAUGGACGAAGGUAGUGAAAAGCAUAUUUCCCAGAACAAAACUUGGUCAAGAAUAUUGGAUAUUUUUAGAAUCAGUGAUGAAUGGACGGUAUGUUUAACAACGAGGGAGGUGAUCAUAUUAAAAACAGGUAAUUCUUCACAUGCCAUUAGUAGAGAAAUUUCUUGGAAACACUAUUUCACUAAUACAGACGAUGGAAGAGUCUCUGCUAUUUUACUAGAAACCGGUGCUUUGGCCGUUGUGAUUUAUUCAAAAAAUACACACUUAGUUAAUAUUUUAACCUUCGAGUUUGAUAGAGACACAUCGGAAAUAAUUUUGAAGAAUAAACCUUCGGUUUUAAUUGUUAAGGGGGGAAUAGAAUACCUUGAAUUAACUGCAGUAAAGACCGAUGAAUCAGAUAACAAAAUAAGUGUUUUGUUUAGACUAGAUGAAUGUAUUUUAGAUUUGAAAUUUGAUUUGGAUGAUAAUGAAAGUGGUGUUUCGUUUGUGAGUGGCAUAUGUAUUAAGGAUAUAACCGGUUUUAAGCUUACAAGCCAUGAAAAGAAACUUUUUUGUGAUAAAAAGCUUGUUGAAUUAUUCCAUACAAUAAAAGAGGAUGUUUUAAGGGAAAAUAGAAUUGUUUGUAAUGAUGUAGAUACUUUAGAGUCCUAUGGCUUUAGACUUUCCAAAGAAUUGGACACUUUGAUUGAUAGUAUAAAAUCAAUUGGUGAAUUGGCAAAUAUUUCAUCUGCUAUAGAGGAUCCGGCUGAAUUUGAAUCCUUUUUAGGGCAACUAAUCGAACAUUAUUCUACAGCAUAUUUAUUCACAAGCCCACUUCUUUCGUUUAAUAUAUUUUGCAAGGAAGACAUAUCAAGCUUUUCCAGUUUCUUUUACAAAUUGGCGCAAUGCAUGGAAACUAUUUUACCCAACGAAUCUGCCUGUGAUAUUAAUCAUAUGCUCAGAGACAUGGUUUUGGAAUCGUGUGCUAUUUACAAAGAAAAUUUCUUAAAGAAAAUGAUACAAAACGAUGUUGUUAAACUUAGCGACACAUAUGCUGGAGUGUUAAAUUUGUGGGAUACUGAUCGUUAUGAUGAUAAUAAUAAUAAUAAUAAUACUAAUAAUACACAGAAUUCUGAGACUGACGAUGUUAGUGAUAUUAAACAAAAUAUUGCAUCUAGUUUGACAACGCCAUUUAUUACAAUAUCAUCCCAGCCACCUUUGGUCAAAUCUUCCCAGAUAAAAUCAAGCUCAAAAAAAAGAAAAGCCACGCAAAACUCCCAAUCUACUUUGCCCAACAUAAUGGCACCUGCAUUUUCACUUUCAUCAUCACAGCAAUCAACGACAACUGCUGCUAAGAAGAAAAAGAAGAAACUGAAAAAAGGGUUUUUUUAA
Messenger RNA from Saccharomycodes ludwigii, 2505 nucleotides. RefSeq names its product Rrn6p (gene RRN6). The transcript has a single exon. Gene Ontology annotation, cellular component: RNA polymerase I core factor complex. NCBI's taxonomy places the organism in Eukaryota, Fungi, Ascomycota, Saccharomycetes, Saccharomycodales, Saccharomycodaceae. Gene Ontology annotation, biological process: nucleolar large rRNA transcription by RNA polymerase I. The record is from RefSeq and is a predicted model, not a curated record. Bases 1 to 2505 code for a protein of 834 amino acids. Gene Ontology annotation, molecular function: RNA polymerase I transcription regulatory region sequence-specific DNA binding; RNA polymerase I general transcription initiation factor binding.